AUGUUGAACAACCAGCUCCAGGGACGUCUCGGGCGCCGCUAUGUCGUCCUUGUCGUCUUCGCCGUCCUCGCCCUCUUGCUAUGGCACGGCUUCGGCGGCGGCUACGGCUCCCGGGCGGCCGGCUCCAGGACCGUGGGCAGCGUGCGCCUCGUGCCCAGCAGCUACGACUGGAGCAAGGCCCAGCAGUUCCACCCCGUCGCCGACAUCAAGCCCCUGCCCGCAGGCUCGCCCGCCCGGCUGCCCAAGGUCCAGGCCCGACCGUCGGCGGAGCGCCAGGACGACAUCGCCAAGUCUAGGAAGGAGGCGGUCCGCAGGGCCUUUGUCAAGAGCUGGGAGGCGUACAAGACGCAUGCCUGGACAAAGGACGAGUUGAUGCCCCUGUCCGGCAAGGGCAAGCAGACCUUUUCCGGUUGGUCUGCCCAGCUGGUGGAUGCCCUCGACUCGCUCUGGAUCAUGGGCCUCAAGGACGACUUUGUCCUCGCCGUCAAGGAAGUCGCCGUCAUCGAUUGGGCCAAGGUCAACGACGGCAAGACGGUCAACCUCUUCGAGGUCACCAUCCGCUACCUCGGCGGCCUGCUCGCCGCCUACGACCUGUCGCGCGAGCCCGUCCUGCUGGCCAAGGCCGUCGAGCUGGGCGAUGCCCUGUACGCCGGCUUCGACACCCCCAACCGGCUCCCCUCGCACUGGCUCGACUACAACAAGGCCAAGACCGGCGAGCAGACGGCCGACUUGAGCAUGUCGGGCGCCGCGGGCGGCUCCCUGUCCCUCGAGUUCACGCGCCUGAGCCAGAUCACGGGUGAAGCCAAGUACUACGACGCCACGGAGCGCAUCAAGCAGUUCUUCUACCGCUUCCAGAACCAGACCAAGAUCCCCGGUCUCUGGCCCAUGAUGCUCAACUACCGCGACGAGACCAUGGACGGCGAGAUCUUCACGCUCGGCGCCGGCGCCGACUCGCUGUACGAGUACCUGCCCAAGAUGCACGCCCUGCUCGGCGGCCGCGACCCCGAGUACGAGCAGAUGACGACCAAGGCGCUCGACGCCGCGCGGGACACGCUCCUGUUCCGGCCGAUGACGCCCAAGGACGACAACAUCCUCAUGGCGGGCAACGUGGACUGGGACGACGGCAACAAGACGCUGACGCCCGAGAUGCAGCACCUCACGUGCUUCAUCGGCGGCACGUACGGGCUGGCGGGCCAGCUCCUGGGCCGCAAGGAGUUCGUGGACCUGGCGUCGCGGCUCGCCGCGGGCUGCGUGUGGGCGUACGACUCGUUCGCGACCAACAUCAUGCCCGAGAUCAGCGAGCUCGUGGCAUGCCCGUCGCUCGACGGGCCGUGCCCCUACUCGGAGGCGGCCUUCCCCACGGCGAUGCGCGGGCGGCCCAGCGGCGUCGACCUGCCGGGCGGGUUCACGCGCGUGCGCGACCCGCGCUACCUGCUGCGGCCCGAGGCCAUCGAGAGCGUCUUCUACAUGUGGCGCAUCACGGGCGAUCAGGUAUGGCGCGACGCGGCGUGGAGGAUGUGGCAGGGCAUCGUGCGCGAGACGGAGACGGAGUUGGCCUUUGCGUCGGUCGAGGACGUCAAGGUGCACUCGAGCGAAAAGGUCGAUUCCAUGGAGACGUUCUGGCUCUCCGAGACGACCAAGUAUUUCUACCUCAUCUUUGACGACGAGGGCACCAUCAACCUGGACGAGUGGGUGCUCAACACGGAGGCGCAUCCGCUCCGCCGGCCGGCGCAGAGGUCCUUCUACGCCCUCUCCAAGACGCAUCACCCCGACGCAAACCCCUCCGACCCCUCCGCCGCCGCCACCUUCUCCCUUCUCUCCGAGUCAUACACGCUCCUCUCGGACCCCUCCCGCCGCGCCGCCUACGACCGCGACGUCCUCCGCCUCCAGUACCCGCACCAUCGCGCCGACCACCACCACCGCCCCGGCGCCUCCUACUCGAGCACCAGCCAGGCCGGCGGCCGCGCCCCCUCCGGCCUCAGCCGCCGCAGGACCACCUUCCGCGGCCCCCCGCCCAGCUUCUACCGCAGCGGCGGAUGGGGCACGCAGGCGGACAAGCGUCGUCGCGCGCACGAGGAGUCCACGGGCGGCGCUGAGUCUGCGGCCGGGGCGCAACAGCAGCAGCAACAGCAUGCCUCCGAGUCAUCGUCCUCGUCGACCGCGAACCCCUGGGCGCACGCCCACCAGCAGCACCACCAUCACCAUCAUCAUCACCAUCACCACCACCAGCAACAACACGCCGGCAUGGGCCCCGGCUCCUCGCCCUUCCGCGACGCCGACGCCGCCCCGCACUUUGACCGCGAGGGCCACACGCGCACGCACCAGCGAGAGGACCGCCGCCGCUGGCAGCGCGCCCGCCGCGCCGUCGGCGACGACGGCGUCGAGUUCGAGCCCCAGACCAGCCUCGCCGGCCACUUCCUCAUCGUCGCGAGUAUCCUCGGCGCCACGUUCCUCGCCCCCUUUAUAUACCUGCAGUUCAUGCGCCUGGGGAGGCGCAAGAAGGAGCACGAGUAUUGA
Molecule: messenger RNA, 2517 nt
Organism: Purpureocillium lilacinum
Lineage: Eukaryota; Fungi; Ascomycota; Sordariomycetes; Hypocreales; Ophiocordycipitaceae
Biological process (GO): carbohydrate metabolic process; mannose trimming involved in glycoprotein ERAD pathway
Cellular component (GO): membrane; endoplasmic reticulum
Molecular function (GO): mannosyl-oligosaccharide 1,2-alpha-mannosidase activity; calcium ion binding
Source: RefSeq, a predicted model, not a curated record